GUGGAGCUGGGAGGCUGCAAGACUGUGGGUGUGUGAAGGACAUCAUGAAGGUGGUAUUGAAGGUGUGUGGAGAUGCUGUGGUCUAGGAGGGCUUUAGAAGAUGGGGUCCCCGGGUGAUAGAAGUGGGAGAUCCAUGGCCCUGGGUGGAUUUGGGGCCAGGUAAAGGUCUGAAGCUAACAGGGAUUUUCUUGCAGCACAAAGGCAAUGAAGCCUCUGUUGUGCUCAGUGACUGAGCCACGUAAUCAAUCCUCCCUUUAUCCAACACCUCCCUGCCUCAAGCUGGUUGUAUACAUCCACACAGAGUCUUCUUUUCAAUAAAAGUUGCUAUUUUUACUAAUUUCAGUGCUGCCUUCAGUGCCUAGGCAAUAUUUACCAAAUUGUUGUGUUUGACAGACUGCCAGCAAUUCCUGAAAGAAGGUGCACCUCUGUAUGCCUUCUGAAAGCACAGCCUGAACGAACACCAUCGUAUGUUAGAGUUCAGUUUUCCUUUUAUUGAGUCUUUUCUUCCUGUCCUGCUGCAAGAUGUGUGCUGCAGAUUCACCGGGAGGCUGUUCUGAUUCCUGUUGAGCUGCCCCUCAGCUGGGGCUUGGAGGAAAAUCUCAACCUGCCACACAACCAGGCAGCCAAAACCUCAUGCAGUAACUCCUUUUGGUGCAGGACCACAAGCCCUGGCAGCUUUUCCAGCUCACGUUGCAGUGUCCCCAGCACCUUGUCCCCUCCCUGAGCCCUCCAAGGACACCCGCUACUCCCUCUGCUGGCAGCCAGCAUGCACGGGAUGAGGGUACCAACCCCGUCCGCAUCCUAAACUCCUCCAGUGGUGCCAUUUAAUCCCAGACCACAGCAGCGAGGGGAAAAUUCAUCUUUGCUGGCCGCUAUGAUUUGAUAGGCUCAACAUGUUUCUCCCGACCCCAGCCCCAUUCUGAGGAAGGAUCUGCUCAUCCUUGCACUUGCAGAACCCCAAACCCUUGUGCCCUGGAGGCAGCUGCCAGCCUGCCUCAAUAGAGGCCUUCUUCUCCCCCAGCAUCUGCCUGCUCUCUCCAAAGCCUCAUUGUUUCUCCAUUGCUCACAUGAUGUAGAUUAGCACCAUGGCAGCACCCCCUCCCCGGAACCAUCUCAGGAUGGGAUGUGUGUCUGUGUACAGUACCAGUGAUGAAACUCAUCCUAUUUGCUGCUGGAUUUGAGGCAUAGCUUGUAUCUGUGGGAGCUGGCACAGCCUUGCCCUACAACCACAGGAUUGGGGCUGUUUUAUGUUUAGGGACUGAAGGCAGGGUCUGUGCUGCCGUGGCAUUGCUCGCUGUCUUCAGCAGUCGGUAUGAACUUAAUAUCUUCAUCAGUGAAGGGAUAGAAUGUACUCUCAACAAGUUUGCUGAUGGCAUGAAGCUGGAAGGAGCAGCCUGAAUGCUGUCCUGUGUAAUGUGCUCUAGAGAACCUGCUUUAGGGGUGGUUGGAUCUCCAGGGGUCCCUUCCAGCCCCUAUGGUUCUAUGACUCCCUGAUUGCAUUGGGUUGCCCCAGCCCUGCUUGUGGCACUACUCCUGUGGUGGAGGGAAUCUCUGGGCAAAUAAGCCUUGAAGGAGCCCUUGGAUACCACCCAGGUAAAAACCAUAGGGCUGUGCAGCUCCAUAGGAGUUGAGUGUUGAACUCUUUCUUUACUAUAAGAGUAGUGAGGUGCUGGAACAGCUGCCCAGAGAGGCUGUGGAUGCCCCGUCCCUACAGGUGUCCAAGGCCAGGUUGGAUGGGGCCCUGAGCAGCCUGAUCUGGUAUCAAAUGUGGAGGUUGGUGACCCUGCAUGUGGCAGGGGUUGGAAAUUCAUGGUCCUUGAGGUCCCUUCCAACCCAGGCCAUUCUGUGAUUCUGUGAUUCUGGGUGGAACAGAAGCCCAAUAUUUGGUGUCAGAAUAAGGUCCUGAGAGACAGCACCAGGCUCAGAGGCAUUUCUGAGCAGCAGACAGGCAGCCCUGAGCUGUGUGCCCAAGUACUGCAGGUCCCUGAGCAAAGCAGGCAGGAUCUGCUCAGCACAUCCCCACCGUGGUGGAAAAACAGCAACCAGCGAGGGUCUGGGAGAUAUUCCAGCCUCCAUCCCUUGGAGCUCUCACAUCGAAAUACCAGACCCUCGGCAUCUGCAGGAGGAUGGCUCACAUCCCUUCUAUCCCCCCCCAUGGGCAGCCUCCCUGUGGCGACAGCACCUUCCAGACCAUGGCAGCUCUGGGAAUGAAGGCUCUGCGGUCGUUCAGUGCACCAUGGGCACUUUGUUUCUUUUGGGCACUCAAAGCCCAUCCGAGAGCACCACCUCCUGGGCAAGGCAAAAAGCACGGAGCAGACGGACGGUAUGGAGUUACCCAGAAGGAAAAUAACACCGAUUUCCCGUUCUGAAGUCAUACAAAACAAACAUGGGAGGAGACGGGCAAACCUGGGGCCGCCCAGGCUCCCUCGGGGAUUGCGUGCCCUCCAGCUUGUGCAUCUUUUCCAGACAUGGGAUUUUAUUUAAACAAAAAAAAAAAAACAAAACCAUGGAGCAUCCCUGGCAAAGUCACUGAGCUCCGCUGAACAUCUUCUCAGGGAUGAGGUUAAACAGAUUUAUUUUUCCCCUCUUACCUUUACCUCCUUCUCACCAAUGCCAGCUACUCAAGGUUUCCAAACUGGAAAGAGGUAGAAAGGGAACGGCAUGAGCAGAAGUGCCUGUAAGCCCUUGGAUCUGCAGGUGAGGAGCUGAAUAUGAGCCACAAACCUUCUCACAGUAAAAAGUUGAGUAAAACCUCCAACAUUGGCUGCCAAGCAUAGAUAAGGGCACCAUGAUCCCUUCUUCUGCCUUUGAGAGCUUCUCCAACUGAAGGGUUCUCCUGGCUGAUGGCUGAACUCCCUGUAUAGGGAGGGGACCCAGGGCUGUGCUCUCCCCCAGGGCUGGAGCCACUGACCCUGAGCAGAGCAGGUCUCAGCUGUAAGCAUGGGAGAGGAGCUCCCAUUUCUACCUCCUCCACCUCCUCACUUGGAGAAGGACCUGGCUCUGCCCCUGAACCUGGUCUCACCUUUCUGGUACUGUCAGACUCGACUGCCACCCGGGAGAGAUGCAGCCACGUAUGGAAUUGGGGCAAAGGCACCAGGAAAAGUCAUGCAUGGGAAAGAGCAAAACUGAUGACACCAGAACCCCUUUGAUUUUAGCAUGGGCAGAGCAGAGCUGCAGAGGGAAGCAGACUUGUUUUCUCAGUGCCUAUGUAUAGAACAGUGAGCUCAUAGUUUCCGACAAUGGAGAGCAUCCAAACUAUGGGAAACAGGAAUUUCCACCCCGCCCGGUGCCAGCUGAGAGCUGAAGGUGGGGAGAUGCCCAGUGCCCCAGACCUGCCUGUGCUGGCCCAGGUAACUUCUCCAGCACUGAGGACCUGGGGAAGCGAUCAGUCACAAAUGGGAAUGUGCACCCAAAGGUGAUGGUAAGACCUCAGCCCUGGGUCAGCCCAGAGAGUUCUCAACUUCAAUUUAUGCUCGCACCAUGAAAAACAGGAUAGUGAGAGGAGUGGAUGUGGAGCAGAGGAGCAGCUCCGGAUCUCCUUAUGGUGGGAUUUCAUGGCAUAAGAGGUAUGAAGGGUACCAACCCCACACGAGGUGCUCUCUGCAUUUUGGCAGCUGCCCCACAGCAUGGGAUGGCCUGGUAAGUUUGCACCCACCCUUUUUCAUUCAGAAACCAACCCUGUGAUGUAACUGCUGCACCCACGGGUGGCGAUACCACUGCCCACGCCUGCCAGGGCUCGAAACCACCACUGCUGCCCGUGCGGUGACUGUGGGGACCCAUCUGUUUUAUGCUGGGUGCCAGAGGUGCCUUAACACUCUUGCUGUCUCUUCUUACCCCAUAGAUCCUGGAGAUCCCUGGGAAUCUUCUUGAGGCUGGAGGAGCACAGGACCAGGAGUGGUUCUAUAGAGCAUCUCUGCACCAUGUGAGAUCCCCACUUAAUUCCAAGUUUCUCCUAAACUAUGAUGGAGAUGCAGGCCUCCCAGGACACAGGAGUUCCUUGGAACUCUUUUGAUUACCUUGAGGACACCAGCUGGGCUGAGGAUGCUGAAAGGAUCCAAUGUGGUGACAGGAACCAUCCACUUGCAAACAGCUUUUGAAAGGCUCUGGAAGUUAAGAGAAGAAUGGCAGCACCCUGAGACAAGGGGUAAUGCCACAGAGAGCCUCCUCUGUGCAGGAUUCCAACCCACAAGUGGACAAGUGGAGGGGUUCCAUCUGCCCACAAGCUGCAGCAGCAGAUGGUGCUGGAAGCCUGCAGGCAGGCAGGAGGCGACAGUGACCAGAGCUGUGCUGUCUGGGUUUGUCCACAGCCAUGCUGCUCUUUGGACUGACCAUCCAGCAGUGUGGGGCUGGGUGACACAGAGGGGAGCGAGCACAGAGAUGAGACCAGUGUGGGGAUGGGGAACAGAGAUGUGUGGUUGUGCACAGAGCUGAGCCUGUCCCUGCCACGGGGCCCUGCUGUGUUUGGGGGCCUGCAGCCUGUUGUUUGAUCCUGGGAACUCAUUACAGGGAGGCCAGCAGGCAGCACUGUGCCACCUCUCCCUGCCCUCUGACGCCUUAUGCCGGCUCCACACCCACUCCCUGGCAGGGUUCAGGCUUUAAAACUUGAACGGGUUCCUCCGCAUUCACAGCCCGGGUGCUGCCCUGUCCCCGCUCCUGCCUUUACGCAACGCGCUUGCAUGAAACGCGCAGCCACCACCUUGCUGUUAUAUAGGCACCCCAUUCCCAGCCUGGACGGUGCUCAGCGCUGGGGACAGCGGUGGAUUGGAUAGAGAGGACCCUGCCCUGGGGUCCUGCAGAAGGUAGGGGUCUCUGGGGUGUGGAAUGAGGGGCUCCUCUGGUUCUGUAGGGAGCAUCAGAUCACUAAACCAGAGCGGGAGUUGGGUCCCUCUUCUUGUAAGCGAUGGCUCCUCGUGUUGGUGCGGCCAUCGCAAUGCAGGGGAUGGCUACUGGGCUGCCAUGCCCACUUGUCCAGCAGCAAAACCUCUAGAAACAGCUGUGAGGAUAUCAAGGGUGACUGAUGGCAUGCAAAAAGGGGUGCAGAUUGGAUUUGAAAACACAGCAUUGUCUGGAGAAACUGCCUUCUUCAUAGAACUCCAGCUGCUGAUCUACUCUUGGAACUGAGCAUCCCUCCUCCUUUCUCCUUCUCCUUCUCCUUCUCCUUCUCCUUCUCCUUCUCCUUCUCCUUCUCCUUCUCCUUCUCCUUCUCCUUCUCCUUCUCCUUCUCCUUCUCCUUCUCCUUCUCCUUCUCCUUCUCCUUCUCCUUCUCCUUCUUCUCUUCCACCUCCCUCUCCUCUCUUUCUCCCUUCUCUCUUCCUGAAUGCUCCCUACCCUAAGAAGUGCUUCAGACCAAGCUGAUUCAAGACUCUGAGUCCAUGGUGUCCCCAUUGUCCCUGCACCCCUCUAUGCCCCAGGUUGGCGCAGGGGACACACCAGGCAGCAGGGCAGUGUUGUGACUAACAGGCACACACUGCACUCCAGCAGUGACCCGGCCAUUGGGCUGGGACAUCCCACACUAACCACUGCAACUGGGACUCCUAUAACACCCCGUAUCCCUGCUCACAGCUGGGAAGCACACGUGGUCUGCAGAGCAGGGAUGGCUGAGAUCUCACCCAGCAAGGAAGGGGCCCCGGCCGAGUGCCCCGUCUGCUACGAGAAGUUCCACCCCCUGGAGCACACACAUCGCCAGCUCAGCUGCGGGCACGCCUUCUGCCACGACUGCCUGGUGAAGUGCCUGCUCUCCUCCAAGCUGGACGGCCACAUCCAGAGCAGCAUCAUCUGCCCCGUCUGCCGCUACGUCACCUUCCUCAGCAAGAAGAAGGCGCUGUGGCCGUCCAGCCCGCGGACUCUGGAAGUGCCCCUGUCGCCAUCCUCCUUAUCGCAGCUGACCAAACUGGAGAGCAGCAACGCCCUGGUGGUGCCCAGCCACUUUGUGAUGCCGGUGCAGAGCUUGGAGCGGUGCAGCCCCACGGGCGCACAGGGAGAGCCGGCACGUGGAGCCCAUAUCUUUGUCAUCAGCAGGUAUGGGAUGCCACUGGUGGACACGGACUGCUCCUCCCUGCAGAGAGAAAGCCAGGCGGAGACACGGAGCACCAUGUCCUCCAGCUCGGCCCUGGGGCUGCAGUGCUGCCAGUCGCCCAUCGCUCUGGCCGUGCUGCUCAUCCUCACUGUGGCCCUGCUGGCGGCCGUGCUCCCUUGGCUGCUGCUGGUCAAGAGGGACUCACCGUGAGGAAGGCAGCGACUGUGAUGAUGGAGGAUUGGCACUGAUGCUGGGGCUGGCACCUUCCUGGAGAAAGCCCAGAUGCAGUUCCAGGGGAAGUUUUCCCAUCUGGCCAGGUUCCUGAAGAUCUCUGGGUGACAUGCUAGAGGUGUUGCCUCAUUUGUUUGAAAUGUGGCUGCCUGGGUCCUGUUAGAGGGUUCCUUCUGUGUUUUAGUGGUAUGGUGGGGCUGGAAGGACCCAACUCACAGCCCCCCCCUCCCUCAGCCCUGCUUUCAGGUCCCCCAGAGCUGUCCAUGCUCCUGCUUUCACCGUGUCUCUCCUGCCCUGAGCACCAGGGACAGGCAGAGGGCAGGGAGUGAAGGCAUCAGGGCUGCAUCGGGGGUGGCUUUGGGAAUUCCAUCCUGUCCCCACACCAGGGGGAGGUGUGGGCAUCUGAGAGGUGUACACAAGAUUUGGGUCCCUCUCUGUGCCCAUUCCAAAAGAAGUCACAGUCGCAGUGACUGUGGUGCUUAGGAGUGCACCUUGAGGACCUCAGUGCUUUCACAGAUCCCUGACCCACGGAGCAGGAGCAGGAUGUCCCUUGCUGUCACUGGCAGGAGGGUGGCACAUAGCUCCUAAAGUGAGAAUCCCACUUGCUGAGCAUUAGGGGUCUGCAGUGCUCUGGGAUCACCCAGAACAUUUCAAGAGGACAAAUAAAAACUGCCCAGUGUUAGAAAGCUCAGCAGAAAGAUCCUAUUUCAGCCCUAUGGCCAUCUGUGAGCAAAUGCAGGGCAUCACUCAUCCACCUGUUUCCAUACCUGUGUACCGGGUGCGAUGACACUGACCCCUGCACUGGGAGACUGCUGGGGAAAAGUGCCUGAGACACUGCACUGGAAUGGAAAUCCUAUUUCAUAAGAAAUAAUUACCUGACAA
Molecule: messenger RNA, 7129 nt
Organism: Tympanuchus pallidicinctus (lesser prairie-chicken)
Lineage: Eukaryota; Metazoa; Chordata; Aves; Galliformes; Phasianidae
Gene: RNF222
Product: ring finger protein 222
Exons: 2
Coding region: 5594-6226 (210 amino acids)
Source: RefSeq, a predicted model, not a curated record